Penicillium manginii is the source of this 1665-nucleotide messenger RNA. RefSeq names its product ATP-binding protein. The transcript has 5 exons. The record is from RefSeq and is a predicted model, not a curated record. NCBI's taxonomy places the organism in Eukaryota, Fungi, Ascomycota, Eurotiomycetes, Eurotiales, Aspergillaceae. The coding region runs from base 1 to 1665 and encodes 554 amino acids.
AUGCCAUGGAAUCGGCUCGCGCAGCCUCUGUCUCGCGCUGCUCGGCAAGGUCUACCGAGGCCCUUUAGGUCGUCACCCAAGUUCAUUCCAUUUACAGUCCGACGAUUGAAUUCCUCGGAUCCAAAGAACACGGGUCAAUACAACCCAGACCCGACGGAUCAGAAUGACUCGGAAGAAGGUAAGGGUCAGGGUCGUAAAAACGAUGACCCUACCCUGAAAUCAACAAUUUUGAAGAUGCUAGAGACAGCAGCCACAACCGCCGCGUCUAUCGCCAUCCUUGGAGCUGCAGGUUACUCGUACCACCAGUACUACAAGUACUUGAUCCUAGAUAAGAUGGAUAAUGCUUUCAACCCGGGUGACCCUGCCCUCGAAGUUGCAGGCGUUGUAUCUGGAAAGCACCAGUAUGAUCAUGAGGAGCAUUGGGUUGUACGAGACGAGCAAGUGCGCAUUGAUGAUAUCAUAUCAGGCCGACGUCGUGGCCAUUACUAUCUAGUGAUCGGUGAGAAGGGUACCGGGAAGACAUCCAUGCUUCUUGAGUCCAUGCGCAAGAUCAACGGCGAUGGAUGUGCCAUGUUUGAGGCUCAUGCCGAUCUUGAGAUUUUUCGCAUUCGACUGGGCAAGGCACUUGAUUACGAAUUUCAUGAAGACUACAUUGGGAGCUUGUUUAGUAUUCGUGGGCCGCGCGAUACUACAGCCCUUUUGGAUAUUGAGCGAGCUUUCAACAAAUUGGAGAAGGUUGCCUUGAGCAGAAGAAAGCUGGGCUCGUCACCUUUGGUUCUUAUCAUUAACAGCACUCACCUGGUUCGGGAUGACCAUGACGGCCAGGAUUUGCUUGAAAUGAUCCAACAGCGGGCCGAGCAAUGGGCUGCCAGCGGCCUUGUCACAACGAUUCUUAACAGCGAUGACUACUGGGUAUACGAGCGUCUCAAGCGCUAUGCGACUCGAAUGGAGGUCAUUCCUGUUACCGAUCUGCCCAAGGACAAGGCUAUGACUGCCCUGAAAAGGUAUCGCAGUCGGUUCUACGGCGAGAACCUACCAUCCAAGAUCCUAGAGGAGGUCUACGAUAAGGUGGGCGGGCGUCUCUCUUUCUUGAAUCGAGUAGCCAAAUCCCCCGACAUCGUGAAAACUUGCGAGGAGAUUUGCCGGGCCGAAAAAACUUGGAUCCUCAACAAGUGCUGGAUCCUUGGAAUGGAGAUGGAUGAUGAUGUGAUGGACGAGCAAAAGUAUUCGUCUGCUGCCAUGGUCCUGGCUAAGGCCUUGGUGGACCGUGAGAAGGAGAUGGAAAAGACCUACGACCCCGAGAGAGGUCAUAUUUUGCCCGAGAUCCCUCUCCAUGAAGCGCGCGAGAUCAUGACUCGCGCCGAUUUCAUUCAAGCCUAUGAUCACGAGAAUAUCUUCACCAUCGAUUCGCGUGCGAUGGUACGCGCCGAUUCCGUCCCUAUGCAGCUCGCAUUCCGAGAGAUUUGCGCUAUUGAAGGAUUCGACGAUCAUCUGGAAGGCACUUUGCAACGUAUUGGUGACAUUGAGAGCCUCGGUCGCACCAGAGAGCUCACCAUUAAGGAUCUCUGGAAUCAAGGCAAAUACCGCAUUGUUGUGCGGGAUAACAGAGGCAAUGAGAGCGGAACAGUAGAAUUUGCUGUGGCCGAGAGCGAGAAAGAAGAGUAG